Messenger RNA from Nakaseomyces glabratus, 1515 nucleotides. RefSeq names its product Art10p (gene ART10). The record is from RefSeq and is a predicted model, not a curated record. Lineage: Eukaryota; Fungi; Ascomycota; Saccharomycetes; Saccharomycetales; Saccharomycetaceae.
AUGGCUCCGAAACUAGAUAUAAUAUUACAUCCACCAGAGAACGGUGAAUUUUAUAGCUCCGAUGAUCUGAUAUCUGGAACAAUUGUAUUGGAUUUGACCAAAUCAUUGUCAAUUAAACAAAUUAAAGUGGGCUUGAAAGGUUUCACCGAGACAACUACAAAAAUGGACUCUGAAUAUGUUUUUCCUCAGAAUGGUAUGUUAGGUCCCGCCACCGAAAAUAAGUCCUACCAUAAUUUAGUGCGAGAGGAGAGAAGAGUAUUUCCUCCCGAUAAUGUCUGGGAUGCACUGGAAGGGUCUUCAAAACCGUUUAAAGUUAAGCCAGGUCAUUAUGAGUACAUGUUUCAAUUCAACAAAUUACCAUCGAAGCCAAUGUGCUUGAAAAAUCAUACCAAGAAAACAAUUUGCUUUGUGUCCAAAAGCCAAUCAACUAUGCCACCGAGUUUUAAUACUCAAUGGAGAGAGCUGAAUAAAAUCGAUAAUUUGGAUUUGUACUUCUAUUCGUUCGGAAAAAUUAUAUACGUGGUUGAAGUUGAAAUAGAAAUGGGGAGGCCAAGAACUUGGUUUAAACCAUUUGAUAAAAUGUUAAGAGAACCAAAGAUCAUUGAAUUUAUCCCAGAACCGAAGAAAUUUGCAAGUAAUGAAACUGUAACAAGAUCAGGGCGCAAUAAUCAUGGAGUAAUUGAUUACAUUUCUAAGAAUAAUUCUUCAAAAUCACUUUCUGCUAUGCAGGAAUCUGAAGAUGGUGUCACGGCAAUAGCACCAAAUGGUCCAGAUGAAAAAUUUCUAGCAAGGAACUUAGACCAACUUGACAUUAAUAAUGACUUGGAAUAUGAAAUUGAAGAGACAGAAGAAAAUCCAAUGAAAAGAUAUAAAUGUAGAUAUCCAUUGGGAUUGCCAGAUGGUGCUAGCAUGAUGUGGGUAGAGGUUAGAAGUAGAGAUAUUGAUACCAUAUACAGACAGGACUUCUUGUUCAGACAAGGUUCUGGGAACUUUGAUAAUGUCUAUUUAAUUGUCAAAGGUAAUUUAUCGUUCUCAGACUUUUCAAACAUAUCUGUAAAACCUACUAGACUACAACUGAACCUACUUGAGACUGUAUCAUAUUUAUCGCAGGGAAUUGGAAAUGAGAACUUUUCUUCGCUUAAAUUGAUGGAGAUUGAUAACUUGUCGAAAUCUGAUAGACCUCUAUUUGAUACAAAUGAACUUAAGUUUAUUAGUUCGAAAAAUCAUGAAAUAAUGGAAUGUGAAAUCAAGCUAAAAGACAAUCCUAUCCUGAAACGUUUACAAUUCAAUGAAGAGGAUUAUAAGCAUCGUGGUAACAGGCUCUAUAGUUUCAAAACUUGUGUCAUCACUAGAUUGUUUAGCUAUCAAUUGCUAAUUGAUUGGAAUAUUAAUGGACAAACAAGACAAACAGAGACCAUUAUUCCAGUACAAGUAUUUGCUCAUAAAAGGCCACCACCUGUAAACGAAGCGCUUCCACGUUACGUUGAACCACCAAGCUAUGACGAUCAUGUUUAA